UCGAUACGCAUGGUGUGAUACGAAUUUAAGAUAUCAUUAGCAAAUAACGCAUGCGGUAACCAAUCAAUUCUUCGCCUUUCUAUUCUAUUCUUUGAUGUGGAAUUAUACAUACGAAUAUAUACCGGUGCAUUUAUGGGAUAUAAAUAAUUGUGUAUUAAUUAUGGCAUAGUGUAUUCAUAAUCAAGAAUAAUUGAGUGAUUGAGUGUUUUGGAUAGUCUAAAAUAACCUAUCUUGGACAAAAUAUAACGUGAAUUGUGGGAUUUAAGUCACUUUGUUGUUUAUAAUAGAUAGAUAUGGCAUCAUCAUGUAUGAUUUUGCAACGCGGUAUUGCAACUUCGUGCGUCUGUCAUGGAAAACGGAAUUUUCGAAAAUUUUUGCUGUACAACAAACGUGGCAGUCGUAAUUUUAAAAAGCAACAAGCAGAAAAUCCAGAUCCUGAUAUACCAAUAGACAAGAGAGGUGUAAGGGAUACUGGAUACAAGCUGGAUAACAAAUGGGUUCAUGUACCAGAGAUGGUUCCUGAAUUAAUUGUUCCUUCAUUAGAAGGAUUUACAUUGAAGCCUUAUGUUUCGUACAGAGUUGAAAAAUUUACACAACCUGAAUUUACCGCUCAAGAUUUAUUUGACAUAGUAUAUGCUAAAAAAAUAGAAGAAGACUUUGCAAACGGUCAGUUAAAUGAAAAUGGAGAGCCAUUAAAUCCUAGUGAACACGAAAAGCUUACGCCACAACAAGCUAAAGACAAUGCUGGAAAAACAGGCUGUGAUAUUUUUAACCAGAUGAAAAAGUAAGUCCUUUAGUAUUUAUAUAUGUAAUAUAAAGUGUAAGUUUUUGUGGGGGUGUGUACCAUGUAAAAAUAAAGAAUCUUUAACAUGCCCGCAUAAA
Linepithema humile (Argentine ant) is the source of this 882-nucleotide messenger RNA. It is a transcript of the gene mRpL41, whose product is annotated as mitochondrial ribosomal protein L41. NCBI's taxonomy places the organism in Eukaryota, Metazoa, Arthropoda, Insecta, Hymenoptera, Formicidae. Gene Ontology annotation, cellular component: mitochondrial large ribosomal subunit. The record is from RefSeq and is a predicted model, not a curated record. Gene Ontology annotation, molecular function: structural constituent of ribosome. Gene Ontology annotation, biological process: translation.